Molecule: messenger RNA, 1011 nt
Organism: Scomber japonicus (chub mackerel)
Lineage: Eukaryota; Metazoa; Chordata; Actinopteri; Scombriformes; Scombridae
Gene: slbp2
Product: stem-loop binding protein 2
Exons: 9
Coding region: 1-1011 (336 amino acids)
Biological process (GO): mRNA 3'-end processing by stem-loop binding and cleavage; mRNA transport
Cellular component (GO): histone pre-mRNA 3'end processing complex; cytoplasm
Molecular function (GO): histone pre-mRNA stem-loop binding; mRNA binding
Source: RefSeq, a predicted model, not a curated record
AUGUCCCGCAGCGGAGAAACAGCAGCUCACAGCCCGCUGCUCUCCUCCAGAUUCUGUUUCAGUCCGCGGUCGUGUGUGUGUAUGAAAGGUUGGUCGACGGCGAUGUGGAACGGUGUUCCUGAGCCGCUGCUGUCUGGACGCUCCGCCCCCGAACCCUGGCUCCUCCCCGGCUGCAGCUCCGUCUACGACAGUCUGGUCAGUAACGUCUCUCCCGCCCCGUCUCCUUCGCCAGCGAGCGGUCUGAGAGGAGCCGAACGAGCCGCCAACAAACCUCGAAGGCCGUCCAUCUUGGAGCGCUGCAUCCUCAAAGUGUCCACCAGCAGCGUUGCCGUGGGGACGGACGACCUGGACAACAAGAGACCUCCUCUGGGCCGCUGCUACUCUCGCCUCCCGGACCCGGCCAACACUGAGACCAACGCAGCGGUCCUGAAGCGGCGGCAGAAACAGAUCCAGUACGGAAAAAACACGAGCGGCUACCAGAGCUACCUGCAGCAGAUCCCCAAACACCUGAGGGAUCCCAAGCUGCAUCCCUCCACGCCCAACAAGUACAGGAAGUACAGCCGGCGUUCCUGGGACAUGCAGGUGCGUCUGUGGAGGCGAGCGCUGCACCUCUGGGAUCCGCCCAGCGAUUCCCCUCCAGACACCACCAACCCCCCCGACCCCGUGGAGCUGCUGCAGAGUCAGCUGUCCCGGAUGACCUCUGACCUGUGUGAGGACGGAGGAGACAGACAGAGAGAGAAGGAGACUCCUGCAGCCCCGAAAGCCUCCUCUGUGUCUCCGCUGGAGCCGCCAGGUCCCUGGAGCGUCCCCCUGUCCCCGGAGUCAGUCUGCUCCCUCCGGCCUCCUCGCUCUCCUCCUGGUCUCAGUUACUCCUUCAGGAGUCAGCUGACCAACAACAACAUGACUGACUGGCUGCGUCUCCUGCUGGAGGCCGACUACGCUCACGAUUUGGACUCAGAUGACCAGCAGGUCCCCAUGAUGUCUGAUCAGCUUUUAUGGAAUCCGUAUUGA